UACCGAUGAAAGCGACGUCGAAGUGCUGCAAAAAAAAUCUGCCUUGUGAAUUUAGUUUAUGAAGGAAAACCAUGGUUAUUAGAUUAAAUAAAUACCAACCUAUGAAUGUAUCUUGCGCGGAGUUUGCUAGCUAUAUUCUACAAUAGUUCGUUUGUAAACUGUUUCACAACGGUGACUGAAUCUCCAGCUAGCUACUUCCAUAAGCUAGCUAGCAGUAGCAAGCUGCUAGCUCUCUAACGUCGCUAGCUAGCUAAUGUUAGCUUUAGCAAGCAAAUUCUAGUGAACGUGUGUUGGGUCACUUACCAGCAACGAUGUUUAUUUAUCUCAGUAAGAAGAUUGCCAUCCCCAACAACAUACGGCUGAAGUGUGUGUCUUGGAACAAAGACCAAGGCUUUAUAGCAUGUGGAGGGGAUGAGGGUCUUCUCAAAGUCCUAAAGUUGGAGACACAGACAGACGAUGCCAAACUCAAAGGACUUGCAGCACCCAGCAAUUUGUCAAUGAAUCAGACACUUGAAGGCCACAGUGGUGCAGUCCAGGUUGUUACGUGGAACGAGCAGUACCAGAAGCUCACCACCAGUGACCAGAAUGGCCUCAUUAUUGUGUGGAUGCUCUACAAAGGCUGCUGGUACGAGGAGAUGAUUAACAACAGGAACAAGUCCGUGGUGAGGAGCAUGAGUUGGAAUGCAGACGGCCAGAAGAUUUGUAUUGUUUACGAGGACGGGGCAGUCAUUGUUGGAUCUGUAGAUGGUAACCGAAUCUGGGGGAAAGAGCUCAAGGGAAUUCAGCUCGCUCACGUGGCCUGGUCGCCAGAUAGCAAGAUCCUCCUUUUUGGGAUGGCCAAUGGGGAAAUCCACAUCUACGACAAUCAGGGAAACUUCAUUAUGAAGAUGACGGUCAGCUGUCUGCAUAACGUGACUGGAGCCAUCAGUAUCGCAGGGAUCCACUGGUACGCAGGGUCAGAGGGCUACGUGGAGCAAGACUGCCCCUGCCUGGCCAUCUGCUUUGAUAACGGACGGUGUCAGGUCAUGCGCUACGAGAACGAUGAAAGCCCAGUGUUCAUAGACACACUGAUGAACGUGGCCAGUAUCCAGUGGAACCAGUGUGGCAGCGUGCUGGCUGUGGCAGGCUCCCUGAGGGCCAUGGCUAUGGAGAAGGAGGUCAAUGUGGUGCAGUUCUACACACCAUUCGGAGAGCAUUUGCGAACUUUGAAGGUGCCUGGCAAGCAGAUGACAGAGGUUGCUUGGGAAGGGGGAGGACUGAGGAUCGGACUGGCUGUGGACUCCUACAUUUACUUUGCCAACAUAAGGCCUGAUUACAAGUGGGGCUACUGCUCCAACACAGUGGUGUAUGCCUACACGAAGCCUGACCGGCUGGAGUACUGUGUGGUGUUCUGGGACACCAAGAACAACGAGAAGUUUGUCAAGUACGUCAAGAGCCUCAUGUCCAUCACCACGUCGGGAGACUUCUGCAUCCUUGCCACCAAGGCAGAUGACACACACCCACAGGAGGAUGCUGACGUAGAGUCGGGAAAUAAUGCAAUGUAUGUGCUGGUUCUCUGUAACUCCAUUGGAACCCCACUGGAUUCUAAAUACAUUGACAUUGAUCCGCUGUUCGUCACCAUGACUAAGACCCAUGUGAUCGCUGCGUCCAAGGAGGCCUUCUACAUCUGGCAGUACCGCGUGGCCAAGAAGCUAACUGCCAUGGAGAUCAACCAGGUGUCCAGGACCAGGAAGGAGGGUAGGGAGAGGGUCUAUCAUAUUGAUGAUAGUCCAUCUGGGACCACUGAGGGCCCCCUGGACUUUGCCAAGGCCUUCACUGCAACACGAGACCCCAUUUGUUGCAUCACAGCAACAGACAAGACACUGAUUGUGGGCCGUGAGUCUGGUACCAUCCACAAAUACAGCCUGCCUAACGUUGCUCUGGUGCAGAAAUACUCCUUAAACUACCGGGCCUACCAGCUCUCACUCAACUGUACCUCCAGCCGCCUGGCGAUAAUUGACAUUUCGGGAGUGCUGACGUUUUUGGACCUGGCGGUGCGUUCGUCUUCGGGUGAUGGCUCUGGGAGCCAGGCGGGGACAGGCGACCCCUCCAAGUUUGAGCGCAAGGACGUCUGGGACAUGCAGUGGGCCAAUGACAACCCCGAUCUGUUUGCCAUGAUGGAAAAGACCAGGAUGUACGUGUUCAGGAACCUGGACCCAGAGGAACCCAUUCAAACGUCUGGAUACAUCUGCAACUUUGAAGACCUGGAAAUCAAAUCGGUCCUGCUGGAUGAAAUCAUGAAGGAUCCGGAGAGGCCGAAUAAGGAUUACCUCAUCAACUUUGAGAUCCGCUCCCUCCGCGACAGCCGCUUGCUGAUCGAGAAAGUGGGCAUCGAGGACGCCUCCCAGUUCAUCGAAGACAACCCCCACCCCAGACUCUGGCGCCUGUUGGCCGAGGCGGCCCUCCAGAAGCUGGACCUGAAGACGGCUGAGCAGGCCUUCGUCCGCUGUAAGGACUACCAGGGCAUCGAGUUCGUCAAGAGCCUGGGCAACCUGCAGAGCGAAGCCAUGAAACAGGCCGAGGUGGCGGCCUACUUCAGCAGGUUCGAGGAGGCCGAGAGGAUGUACCUGGACAUGGACCGCAGGGACCUGGCCAUUAGCCUGAGGAUUAAGCUGGGGGACUGGUUCCGCGUCCUGCAGCUUCUGAAGACUGGAUCGGGUGACUGUGACGAUGCAGUGCUGGAGCAGGCGUACAAUGCCAUCGGGGACUACUUUGCAGACAGACAGAAGUGGGUGAAUGCAGUUCAAUACUACCUUCAGGGGCGCAACCAGGAGAGGCUGGCAGAGUGUUACUAUAUGCUGGAGGAUUACGACGGACUGGAACGACUGGCUAGUUCCCUACCGGAGAACCACAAACUGCUACCGGACAUCGGCCAGAUGUUUGUCACCGUAGGCAUGUGUGAGCAGACCGUGAACGCCUACCUGAAGUGCAACCAGCCCAAGGCUGCGGUCGACGCCUGCGUUCAUCUAAACCAGUGGAAUAAAGCUGUGGAGCUGGCCAAAAACCACAACAUGAAAGAGAUCAAAUCUCUUCUGGCCAAGUAUGCGUCUCACCUGCUGGAGAAGAACAAGCCUCUGGAGGCGGUGGAGUUGUACCGUAAAGCCCACCAUUUCCUAGACGCAGCUAAACUCAUGUUUAAGAUAGCGGAUGAGGAGGCUAAGAAGGGGACCCGGCCAUUGAGGGUAAAGAAGCUGUAUGUGCUGGCAGCCCUGCUAGUGGAGAACUACCACAGCCAAGUGAAGACCUCCCAGCAGAACAAGGCCAAAGGGAAGACGUCAGAGGCUACAUCUGCUCUAGCUGGGCUGCUGGAGGAGGACGCCACGUCCUCAGACAACCGAAUGGUGGACAGCGCCUGGCGCGGGGCCGAGGCCUACCACUUCUUCCUGCUGGCUCAGAGGCAGCUGUACGAAGGCUACAUGGUGAAAGCCAUGAAGACAGCUCUCCACCUACGGGACUACGAGGACAUCAUCCCGGCAGUGGAGAUCUACUCCCUGCUGGCCAUCUGCUCGUCAGCCAACCGGGCUUUCAGCACGUGUUCCAGAGCCUUCAUCAAGCUGGAGUCCCUGGAGAGCUUGAGCCCUGAGCAGAGACAGCUCUAUGAAGACCUGGCCCUGGAGAUCUUCACCAAACACAGCACCAAGAACAGCCCCAUGUCGGGACUGGACAGCACUCCUGAGGGGCCUGAGGGGAAGCUGCCCACCUGCAUCGUGACCGGCUGGACCAUCUCAGAGUACCAGUUCUGGAUGUGCAGCGUGUGUAAGCACUGUGCAUUGGAGAACGAGAUUGGUAGCCACAACUUCUGCCCUCUGUGCCACAGCUCGCUGGCAUAAAGUCCAAGAUCUUUAAAUCAAUCAGUACUGCAAACUUUGAGUUUCCAGGGAUAACCCCCAAGAGCAGGGCAGCUACGGUGCAUUGGCUCAUACUACACUAAAUACAGUGCCUUCAGAAAGUAUUUAUACCCCUUGACUUAUUCCACAUUUUGUUGUUACAGCCUGA
Messenger RNA from Coregonus clupeaformis (lake whitefish), 4035 nucleotides. RefSeq names its product WD repeat domain 35 (gene wdr35). Gene Ontology annotation, biological process: non-motile cilium assembly; intraciliary retrograde transport; protein localization to cilium. The coding region runs from base 312 to 3869 and encodes 1185 amino acids. The record is from RefSeq and is a predicted model, not a curated record. Gene Ontology annotation, cellular component: non-motile cilium; intraciliary transport particle A. The transcript has 28 exons. Gene Ontology annotation, molecular function: protein binding. NCBI's taxonomy places the organism in Eukaryota, Metazoa, Chordata, Actinopteri, Salmoniformes, Salmonidae.